Messenger RNA from Erinaceus europaeus (western European hedgehog), 2998 nucleotides. RefSeq names its product glycoprotein M6B (gene GPM6B). The record is from RefSeq and is a predicted model, not a curated record. The transcript is spliced from 8 exons. Bases 279 to 1265 code for a protein of 328 amino acids. Gene Ontology annotation, biological process: axon development; central nervous system myelination. Gene Ontology annotation, molecular function: structural constituent of myelin sheath. NCBI's taxonomy places the organism in Eukaryota, Metazoa, Chordata, Mammalia, Eulipotyphla, Erinaceidae. Gene Ontology annotation, cellular component: plasma membrane; myelin sheath.
CGGGAGGCGGAGCGGUGGGGGCGCAGGCUCAGCCCCCUGGAGCCCCCGCUGCGUUGAGGCACCCUUGCCCUGCACAGAGAGGCUGUUUUAUAACUGGGAUCCUCGGUGACGUAUGGCUGCCUGCUCCCUGGCAGCUGUUGUGAUGGGCCAGUAGGCAGUGGGGGCCGACGCCUGAAACUUGUGCUCAAUCAGGCGGCGUGAAUAAGCCAGAGGGGAGCAGAGGAAGAGCCCGGGUGUGCCGGAGGAGGAGCGGGGGCACAGCAUUUUUGGUGGAGGGGAUGAAACCCACCAUGGAAACUGCAGCCGAGGAAAAUACCGAACAAAGGCCAGAGAGAAAAGUGAACAGCAGAGCUGAGAUGGAAAUUGGCAGGUACCACUGGAUGUACCCAGGCUCAAAGAAUCACCAGUACCAUCCCGUGCCAACCCUGGGGGACAGGGCUAGCCCCUUGAGCAGUCCAGGCUGCUUCGAGUGCUGCAUCAAGUGUCUGGGCGGAGUCCCCUAUGCCUCGCUGGUGGCCACCAUCCUCUGCUUUUCCGGGGUCGCCCUGUUCUGCGGCUGUGGCCACGUGGCCCUGGCCGGCACCGUGGCACUUCUGGAGCAGCACUUCUCCACCAACGCCAACGACCACGCCCUGCUGAGCCAAGUGAUUCAGCUGAUGCAGUACGUCAUCUAUGGGAUCGCGUCCUUCUUCUUCCUGUACGGGAUCAUUCUGCUGGCAGAAGGCUUCUACACCACCAGUGCUGUGAAGGAACUGCACGGGGAGUUCAAGACCACCGCCUGUGGCCGAUGCAUCAGCGGAAUGUUUGUUUGCCUCACCUACGUGCUCGGAGUGGCCUGGCUGGGUGUGUUUGGAUUCUCUGCCGUUCCUGUGUUUAUGUUCUACAACAUCUGGUCAACCUGUGAAGUCAUCAAGUCACCCCAGACCAACGGGACGGCUGGUGUGGAGCAGAUCUGUGUGGAUGUCCGGCAAUAUGGCAUCGUCCCUUGGAAUGCUUUCCCAGGAAGGAUAUGCGGCUCUGCUCUUGAGAACAUCUGCAACACCAGUGAGUUCUACAUGUCUUACCACCUGUUCAUUGUGGCUUGUGCCGGAGCUGGUGCCACUGUCAUUGCCCUGAUCCACUUCCUCAUGAUACUGUCUUCUAACUGGGCUUACUUAAAGGAUGCAAGCAAAAUGCAGGCUUACCAGGAUAUCAAAGCAAAGGAGGAACAGGAGCUGCAAGAUAUCCAGUCUCGGUCAAAAGAGCAACUCAAUUCUUACACUUAAGCGUUGUGCCAGAGUGUUUCUGCCGAUGAAUUUACCGCUCUGACAAAUCAGACAGCCGCUCUGCAGUACAGAUGUGCAUCCCACUAAACACUUCACUGUCUCAAGCUGCUGGGGGUGUGUUUCUAGGAAAAUCUUCCAGUGGGUAAAUCUUUUCCUUUAGAUCAGAUUAUUGGAGGUUUCAUGCUAGCCAUUUUAAAAGGCAACACUCUGAUAAAAUGUUCAUUUAUCCUUUCGAAAUUUGUGGCAUGCUCACAUUUCUCGCUAGAGCGAUCCGACCCAGAUGGGCCAUGCAAAGAGGCCGUACCUGGAAAAGGGGCCGCCCUGAGUCCACGUCUGCCAUCUGUCCUCAGGCAUACGGACUACCAAAAUUCUACCAAAAUUGGUAGGAGAUUCCAUUGCUGACAUUUAUUACAGUUUGCCUAAACAGUGGGCUUGUUGGAAUGGACUUUAACUGACCCAUUCCAGGAGACAGUGAUUUCCGGGGAAGUGUCAGCUCUGCUACCCCCACUACUGAUUCAUUGACAAGCUUUCCUGACGACUUUAUAACAGUUUUUCAUUUUUUUAACAGUUGCCCAGUUAUCCGUCUGGGGAAAUGUCAGCUCUGCCUUAAUAUUUGCUUUCAAUUUCUAAGAACUUAAUUACAGUGGGGGUAAAAAUCCUUCAUGAAAUUUUAUUCCACAAAUGCUUUUCUUGAGAAGUGUUACCUUAUUAAAAUGACCACCAUCCUAAACCAUUUUUAUGUGGUCUCAAUAGUGAGUUUACAGUUUCAUACCAACUAUCUAAAAACCUAAUUACAACUGAACCUUCUACUUUUAUAGACUUGAAUACUUAAAUUAGGUUUGGUAUUUAUUUCACUUUUUUCUUAUCUGAAUCUUUUCAGUUUCCUGGAAUAAUCAAAGUUCAGUGUUCAGCAAAAACUGAGUUUAAGCCAUUUCAAAAAGAAACUUGCCUUCUAAACCAUUGUGUUUCAGAACAUGAAAUGAUUUCUGGGUAUUAGUGACGGUAAACUUUGUGCUGUUCUUUAUGGGAUGAACCAUAAGUGUUGGGUGCAUCAGUGCUUUUAAAGGGGGCUGCAUAAUAUAGGACUAACUAUGUAUAUUCAUGUUAAGAAUUAACUUGUGGUUAGGCUGUUUCCUGGAUUUUAAAACAUAUACAUGUGCAGAAAUGUAUUAAAAUGAAAGGAAGCAUAUCUUUAUCAAGCGCUAUUAAAAUUGAACAGCAAGUAUAAUUCAUUUGGAUUCUUUUUGUUAUCGUUAAUGCCUAAAACGCCUAUUUCGACCUUGACUACUUUUAGUUGGGAGAAGCUCUCUUCUGCAUAGACUGGUUCUUCCCAAUUAGCUUGGUGUCCUGUUUCCCUGUUGCAUGACACUUCGAUAUCCUUUCCAGCAGUGGAGGUGCUGUUAGAGUCCAGUGUUCUAGAAGCAGCAGUGUCUAAAGCCUAAUUUUACUUUUCUAAUUCUGGUAGCUAUUACCAAGAAUUUCUGGAAGUUUUGUUUAAGUAGUCUAAUUUUUUAUGUAAAGAGCAUUAAAUUUUGCUAUGUAUAAAUUUUUGUAACCUAACAGUGAAUCAAUAUUUUCUAUCAGUGCCAAGGGCUUCCUGUAGUUCUAUUCAAGUGUUACAAAUAAAUAUUUGUAGAUAAUAGUCAGUACUUGUGUAUGCUUAUUUUAAAGAUUUAUCUAGGUGGAAAUAGUUGUGGAUGUACUAAGAGUAAUGAAAUAAAAUUAUAACUUCA